AUGUUGCCUCUACCGCGUGCCGUGACCCUUUGCGUCUCUUUUGCUGCCCUUUCGUGGUCCAGCCGCGUCCAAGCGAGCGCGGCUCAGGUUGAUCUCAAUGGCGCCUUCAACCACAAGAGCACUCUAUCAGUAAUACCCGCCAUCUGGCCCCCUCCCCAGAACAUCUCCGCCUCUGGCGCGUGCGCGGUGCGUCUCAGCAGCGCCGUCACCAUUGUCACCGGCAACGCCACCGACGCCCCGACAAUCGAGGCCAUCCAGGCCAUCGUCGCUGGCGCAGGCGGACACGCCACCGUCUCCGCCCACGCCGCCAGCGGCGCCGGCACCCAGAUCUUAGUCGGCACCGACUCGGAGAAUGAAGCCGCAGCCGCGGCUGCCAAGGCGCUCACCGGCGCGUCGGCUUACGGCCUUGCCGCCGACGGCUACGUCCUCGCCGCCGGCCAGUACAACGGCCAGCCAACCGUCGUUCUCAACGGCGUCAAUGUCCGCGGCACGUUUUACGCCGCGCAGACGCUGCGCCAGCUCGUCGGCGACAAGCACGGUGUUCCGGGCGUCCGCGUCCGCGACUGGCCGCUGAUGCCCAUCCGCGGCUCCAUCGAGGGCUUCUACGGCAUCCCCUGGUCGCACCAGGCCCGCAAGGACCAGUACGUCUUCUACGGCCGGCACAAGAUGAACACGUACAUCUACACGCCAAAGGGCGACCCGUACCUGCGCGCCACCUGGCGCGAGCUCUACGGCGGCGCCGACCUGGACCAGCUCAAGGACCUGAUCGCAACAGCCAACGCGAACCACGUCGACUUUACGUAUGCCCUCUCCCCCGGCCUGGACCUCUGCUACACCUCGGACGCCGACUUUCGCUCGACCGUCGCCAAGCUGGAGCAGCUGCGCACGCUCGGCGUCUCCAGCUUCUACAUUGCGCUCGACGACAUCCCGCUCACGUUCCACUGCGACUCGGACAGGCAGCAGUUCCCCGACAACGGCGACUGGCACUGGAUCGCGGAUGCGCAGGCCUCGUACCUCAACCGCGUGCAAAACGAAUACAUCAAGGCACAUGACGGUCUCGCGGACCUCGAGACGGUCCCCACAAACUACGCCGGCAGCGCGCCCGACCCGUACAAAGGCCAGUUUGGCAAGCAGCUGGACAAGAGCAUUCGCGUCCAGUGGACCGGCGAGGGUGUCUUUUCCGACAAGAUCACUGUCGAGAGCGUCGUUCGCGCCGACGCGACCUAUGUCACCGACAAGCUCUUCAUCUGGGACAACUUUCCCGUCAACGACAACAAGCCCGCCCGCCUCUUCCUGAACCCGCUCACCGAGCGCGCCGCCGACCUGUACAAGCACAUGAUUGGCUUCACCUCCAACCCCAUGGUGCAGUCGUACGCCUCCCUGAUCGCCCUGGGCAACUACGGCGACUAUGCGUGGAACAGCCCCGCCUACGAGCCGGCCGUGUCGUGGGCCGCCGUCGUCCAGGAGCUCGCUGGCCCGGACGAGCGCAUCCGCGCGGCUCUCCUCGCCUUUGCCGAUAUCAACCAGAACUGGCCGUACCGCAACAGCACUGAGAGCGCGCCGCGGCUCAGCGAGGACAUUGCUGCGUUUUGGGCUGCGCGGUCUUCCCACAGCACGCAGGACGGCGCUCUGGCCAGCCGUCUGGAGCUCAUCGCGGCCCUUCCGGGUGUUCUCCCCGGCAUGGCCAUGGAGCCGUUUGCGGCCGAGGUCGCGCCCUGGUCCGCCGUCGCGAUGCAGUGGGCUAGGGCCAGCCAGCACAUCGUGGCGAUGCUGGCGGCCCUUGACGGCGGCGACAAGAGCAAGGCCGGCAUCGAGUACAAGGCGGCGCAGGAGUGGGUUGAAAAGACAAAAGCAAAAACUGUGAGCAGCCUCGGUGAAGACGGCAAGGUUGUGCCUAAUUCCAUAACGCCGACCACGGGCGACGGGGUUUUUGAUGCCUUUAUUGCGAAUGCGACGACUAUUUACAAGGGGCAGUAG
Cordyceps militaris CM01 is the source of this 1977-nucleotide messenger RNA. RefSeq names its product Beta-N-acetylglucosaminidase. The coding region runs from base 1 to 1977 and encodes 658 amino acids. The record is from RefSeq and is a predicted model, not a curated record. The transcript has a single exon. Lineage: Eukaryota; Fungi; Ascomycota; Sordariomycetes; Hypocreales; Cordycipitaceae.